UAUACACGACGCCGUUCAGGUUCCCCCUACUCUCUCUCUCUCGUGUUGUCCUAGGAAAAUGGCCCUUGAAACAGAGAGGACAACAACAGGAUGGGCAGCCAGAGACGCUUCUGGGAUUCUCUCACCUUAUACUUACAGUCUAAGAAACACAGGCCCAGAAGAUGUUUACGUCAAAGUACUCUGCUGUGGAGUUUGCCACUCUGAUAUUCAUCAGAUCAAGAAUGAUCUUGGCAUGUCCAACUAUCCCAUGGUUCCUGGGCACGAAGUGGUUGGUGAGGUGGUGGAGGUGGGAUCAACUGUGACUAAGUUCAAAGUAGGAGACACCGUGGGAGUCGGAGUGCUCGUUGGAUGCUGCAGAAACUGCCGCCCAUGCAAAGCGGAUAUCGAGCAAUACUGCAACAAGAAAAUUUGGUCCUACAACGAUGUUUACACUGAUGGCAAACCCACCCAAGGUGGCUUUGCUGGCGCCAUGGUGGUUGACCAAAAAUUUGUGGUCAAGAUACCGGAGGGGAUGGCCCCAGAACAGGCAGCGCCACUAUUGUGCGCAGGGUUGACAGUAUACAGUCCUCUGAGUCACUUCGGGUUGACCCAGAGGGGAUUGAGGGGAGGGAUAUUGGGGAUUGGAGGAGUGGGACACAUGGGGGUGAAGAUAGCUAAGGCCAUGGGGCACCAUGUGACUGUAAUAAGCUCUUCAGAGAAGAAGAGAGAAGAGGCUAUGGAGCAUCUUGGGGCUGACGAGUACGUGGUCAGCUCGGACUCGAGUCGGAUGCAGGAAGCGGCUGACUCACUGGAUUAUAUCAUUGAUACUGUGCCUGUGUUUCACCCUCUCGAGCCUUACCUUUCUUUGUUGAAACUGGAUGGCAAGCUAAUCUUGAUGGGUGUUAUAAAUACUCCUCUGCAAUUUCUCACCCCCGUUGUUAUGCUUGGGAGGAAGUCAAUUACAGGGAGCUUCAUAGGGAGCAUGAAGGAAACGGAGGAGAUGCUUGAGUUCUGCAAAGAGAAGGGCCUAAGUUCCAUGAUUGAAGUGGUGAAGAUGGAUUACGUUAACAAAGCUCUUGAAAGGUUGGAGAAGAAUGACGUUCGAUACAGAUUCGUUGUGGAUGUUGCCGGAAGCAAACUUGAUCAGUGAAAAACCAGGGCACUCGUGAAAGGCCAAAUCCUAUAUUCCUAUACUGUUUAAGAUACAUGCAGCUAAAUGUCACUAUUCGCUCCGAGUAGUGUUCAAUGUUUUUCUCAAAUGAUAACAAUCUGAGGUGGUGUUUACUAAUUUUUUAAAGAUAUUGAUGUUUUGUGUUUCGAAUCUAAUUCAGCAAUUCUAAAUGUGUUGCAAUAUGUUUGUUGUGCCGUGUGGCUUAAAUGUUGGAUCAUGGGUUAGUAGUGACAAUGGAAGCUUUAAAUUUUAUUAUUUAA
Carya illinoinensis is the source of this 1410-nucleotide messenger RNA. Its product is annotated as cinnamyl alcohol dehydrogenase 1. Gene Ontology annotation, biological process: lignin biosynthetic process. Gene Ontology annotation, molecular function: zinc ion binding; cinnamyl-alcohol dehydrogenase activity. The coding region runs from base 59 to 1129 and encodes 356 amino acids. The record is from RefSeq and is a predicted model, not a curated record. The transcript is spliced from 5 exons. Lineage: Eukaryota; Viridiplantae; Streptophyta; Magnoliopsida; Fagales; Juglandaceae.